AUGCCGACCAUUCUCUCACUGAUGAUGCUACUAAAAAAGCUUUGGAGGACAUUGAGUCCAAGCUCAUUAGCCUUGGUCACCUUGCUGGUCAACUUGGAGGAUUUGUUGGUGAGAGUGAGAGUGUUAAGAAAGCCGUUAAGAAUGCUAUUAAAGCUUGUUUCGACAAUAAUUCCGACCUUAAAAAUGACCUAA
Messenger RNA from Babesia bigemina, 192 nucleotides. RefSeq lists its product as hypothetical. The coding region runs from base 1 to 192 and encodes 63 amino acids. Lineage: Eukaryota; Apicomplexa; Aconoidasida; Piroplasmida; Babesiidae. The record is from RefSeq and is a predicted model, not a curated record. The transcript has a single exon.